AUGGCUCUGCUCGUCCAGGCAUGCAAAGGUGCUCAUCGUGCCCUCACGUAUCGCGUCGUUUCGCAUAGCGGUGAUCUCCGAAUAAGUGGUGAAAGUUUCUGCUGUCCGAGGGUAUUUUUCAACAGUGUAGUAGUGAAGCAGGUGGACGUAUCCACUUUGAACGGUUCGAUUGGCAUUCUGCCGAAACACGUACCUGUUCUGGGAAUGCUGAAGCCCGGCGUCGUUCGAGUCAUCGAUAGCAGUGAUAAAAGUAUCAAAUAUUUUGCCUCCUCUGGAACUGUUUCGAUGAAUCCGGAUGGUUCCUGUCAAGUGCUCGCUGAAGAAGCUAUCAAAAUUGAGGAUAUCGAUGUAUCGAAAGCAGAAGAGCAAUUGCGAUCGGCGCAGCGACGACUCGCCGAACCAAUGGACGAUUCUGCCAGAGCUGCAGUGCAGAUAGAAAUAGAAACAUACGAGGCAUUGCUA
This is a messenger RNA of Gongylonema pulchrum, 462 nucleotides long. The record is from the annotation of a GenBank genome assembly. Lineage: Eukaryota; Metazoa; Nematoda; Chromadorea; Rhabditida; Gongylonematidae.